Molecule: messenger RNA, 3543 nt
Organism: Galleria mellonella (greater wax moth)
Lineage: Eukaryota; Metazoa; Arthropoda; Insecta; Lepidoptera; Pyralidae
Product: homeobox protein araucan-like
Exons: 8
Coding region: 346-1893 (515 amino acids)
Biological process (GO): regulation of transcription by RNA polymerase II; cell development; neuron differentiation
Cellular component (GO): nucleus
Molecular function (GO): RNA polymerase II cis-regulatory region sequence-specific DNA binding; DNA-binding transcription factor activity, RNA polymerase II-specific
Source: RefSeq, a predicted model, not a curated record
GCUGCCUACGUCGACUUUUCUCCUAGUACGUUUUUUGAAUGCGCGCCGGUAACAGCGGGCACGUGAUACGCCCGCGGCCGCUGCUGUUUUUUUCUCUUUCGCUCAAGUUUGUGACAGCCGAGUGUCGCGUGCGAUCGCGACCACUUCCCGCCAUCAACCCUGGGAAAGCAAAAAAGUAUUCUCAAGUUUUUGGCGCGAAAUGUUCGGUUCAGCAUUGCGCUCACUAGUAAUAUUGGAUAUAAGUGGUUAGACACUAAAAUGACUGCACGGUUUCUAAUUAGUGAAUAUUGUUGAGCUGUGAUCAUUCGCGAUAUCAACUUAACAGUUUAGGGAAAUUUUCCAAUAAUGGAUGACUGGGAGCGACACGUUACUCCUCUCCUGCAAGACAUGGGAUGCUCCAGCGAGGACGCCCAAGAUGACUUCUUUAAUCAGCAAGACGCGGCAAACGAGCAUGCGGCUCACCUAAUGUUGCUCGUUGGCAACAGCGGGGCGGGGACUGGCGGCGCAGCGACGUCGCCGGACGGCGGCUCGAGCUCAGCGCCGCCGUUGUCGCCGGGCGGGUCGGCCGUAGCCAGUGGUGCCCUCUCCCCUGGAGCCGGCAGCCACGCCAGUACCCCAGCCGCUUCCUGCUGCGAUACACCCCGUCCCAUUAUCACCGACCCCGUCUCCGGCCAAACGGUCUGCUCUUGUCAGUACGACGGAGCGAGACUAGCCCUCACCUCGUAUCCUCGUCUCUCGAGCGCGGCUGUUGGCGUCUAUGGCACUCCCUACCCGUCAACGGACCAGAACCCCUAUCCCAGUAUCGGCGUCGAUAGUUCAGCAUUCUACUCACCUUUGAGCAACCCUUACGCGUUGAAGGAGGGUGGCGGUGAAAUGUCGGCGUGGACCUCUGCAGGCCUUCAACCCUCCGGCGGCUACUACCCUUACGACCCAACGCUCGCUGCCUACGGAUACGGCGCUGGGUACGAUUUAGCCGCCCGACGGAAAAACGCAACGCGAGAGUCAACAGCAACGUUGAAGGCAUGGCUGAACGAGCACAAGAAGAAUCCCUACCCGACGAAAGGGGAAAAGAUAAUGCUCGCGAUCAUUACUAAAAUGACGCUGACGCAGGUGUCCACGUGGUUCGCGAACGCGCGACGUCGCCUCAAAAAAGAGAACAAGAUGACCUGGGAGCCGAAGAAUAAAACUGAUGACGACGACGACACGAUGCUUUCCGACGAAGAAAAAGAAAAGGAUGAGCAAGAUGAAAAAAUAAAAACACAUAAAGAUGAGGAGCGGAAAGGUGACGAGUUACUGCAAGGCAUGCAUCAUCAGCUGCUGGGUUACGGAAUAAAGGAAGAAUCGAAGCGAGGGUCGUCAGACUGUGGGGUACCUAUCCCAGCAUCCAAACCGAAGAUAUGGUCAUUGGCUGAUACAGCGGCGUGUAAGACGCCACCACCGGCUGCACAGCCCUGGCCCCAACACAGCUACGGGCCAGACCGCUCAGCAGCCGCCGACAGUAACUCCAAUGGGUUUGCGUUGCCGGCAACGGCAGCUGCGAGCCCCGCCAGCGGCUCGUAUGGUCGUUAUGGCGGCUUCCCUGCAGGCCAGUACAGUGGUCAGCAUCCCUGCGUACAUCCGGCGGCAUUUCCCGACGUGCAAACCGACACACCGCCGCAGACUCCACCCAACAUGAAGGUGCCGAGCGUCGCGAAUCCUUUGGGUAGCGGCGGUGGCUCCGGCUACUGCUUUCCUAGACACCAGCAAUCGCCACAGCGCGAUCCCUACCACAACCCUCAUCACGCCAACAGCCACCAGCCCAACCAGCCCCAUCACAACGAGGGAUCUGCUGCCUUUAAGCCCUUCUAUAAAAGCUCGCUACAACAUCCCAAUGGUUUCGUGUCGGCCGUCUGAAAGCGGACCGCGCACCACUAGCGGUAAAGCACGUGAAACCUGGGUCGCUGCACCAUGCAUCAACCACUAGGGACUAACAAAUUUUCACAGUGGCACAGUGUUUCAGUUCUAUUAUAAGAUUUAUGAUGCAAACAAUUUGUAGGGACAUAAAACUAUGGUUACGAAAUAUACAACUACAUUUUGUAGACUCUGUAAUAUUAUAUUGAUUUGGUGCAUACGUUUUUUGUAUAUGGCCUAGUGUAAUUUUUAAACUAUUAAAUUAAAAUGCACAGAUCAUUAUAAUGUAAAAAGGAUUAUAAGUACUUAAAAUUUGGUUCUGAUGUGAUUUCUGUCGACGGUUGUCCUUUAUUAGUAAAAUAAUAUGAAACGAAUCAUUGUAUGAAAUCAACGUUGCUCAGUAUUUUUAUAGAUUUAAGAAUAAUAUGGAAAUAAUAUCCAAAUUAUUUAUAGAUACACAAAAAGCGCAAUUACGUGUAAAAAAUUAACCAUCAAUUGGUUUUAGUAAAUUAUUGUAUGAUACAUUAACUUUUGUCUCCAGCUGGAAUAAUUGUUAGAUAAGGGUCUUUUAUGAUGAUUUGCUAAUAAGUUCUUCCAAUUUUUUAUUAUAGUACUUUCUUGGAGCAAUAAGUUAUUCAUUAGUUGAGGUGCCAGACUUUACUUUUGUUAGUUGUAAGUGAUUGUUAAUUCAGUAGUAAGGAGGGAAUGGUAACUUUGGUUUCACAUUGUUUACGUCGCAAUCUGUUUAAUUUUGUUACUGUAUGGAUCGAUUCGCAAUCGUCGAUUUGGUUAUUGUUGUUGUCAUUGUAUAUAAAAUGUUUUGUAGAUUUUCUAUUUUUAGUUUCUUGAGAAGUGUACAAAGUAAUUAAUAUGGUUUCGUGACACGCGACGCACUCCGUAAACGCGUCAAUAUGAAUUUUAUAAAUAUUGUUUAAAAGUAUUAUUAGAUAACAUUGUAAAUAAAUAUAUUCUGAAUAUUUUAUUUUUAAAGUGAUCGCAGUCACUUUCGACAGGAUCCGGGAUUAUAUAUAUAUAGAAUAUUAUUUGUUUGAUGUUGGAUUUAGUCAUGUGAAGUAUGUGCUAGGUAAAAAAGUAACGGAUAAACAAAGAAAUGAAGAUGUAUGAAAAUUUUGCUGGACUAGUAAAAUUUUGAGGCCAUAUUUUAACUGGUUAUGAAAAGAAAUUAUAAGCAAAGCUUAAAAUGAUUUAAAAUAUUUUUUAUGAAUAUAUCAGGAAGAUACCGUGUUGGUUGGGUUGGAUCUAUCAAAUGACUUGAUAUUUAUGAGUGGCAUAUGAUAAAUCAAAUAGCAAUUUUUGUCAGGUAUCGUCCAAUACUGCAAUAGUUCUUCUUUUUUGUUUUUUUUUUGUUUUAUUUUAUUCCUUAGUCUGUACAAGUACUUAUUCAUAGGUCACAAGUUAGUUUACACGUGGGUCAACAAUAUUGAGGCUUAAAAUACAAUCAAACAAAAUAUAUUGCAACGUAAUAUUAUCAAGAUAAAAAUUUCAUUGUGACCAAAUCGAAUACAUUCGCUUAAUAUUAAAUGUUCUAUAUAGAUAUUUAUAGAAUAUAUACCUAUUAUUAUUAUGAGUAAAAUUAUGUAACGAUUGUAAUUAAAUCUUUAUUUCAAUGGAGUAAAUUUUAUUUUACAUUUA